GCCAUUCUUUGACAGGUCUCGUUGCUAACCAGUGGCUGUCCUUGGUUACCCAUUCAACAAAGAGCGCAUGAAACAAAUUAGAAGUGUUGAGUGGAGUUAUAAGAAACUUGUCAGAAGUGCGGAGAGGACGUGGGACGACUUAUUCUUAAGACAAAUUUACCACAAGGCCAGAAAAAAGCCAAGAUCGCUGACGGCCAUGCUGAAUAUGUAGGAUGUACAAAGACUACAGAUCAAGUCGAGUCACAGGUGUACGGUUGUUCACUCACUGCAUGGCAGAAAGAGCAGAGGCCUUUGACAGGAGAAAGAGGAUUAGACUGCAAACCAAAGAUUCUUAGACUCAACGCUCUGCCCUUUGAUCCAGCAACUAACAACGACCCACUCCAGUUCAACAGUACCAGCGGGCCACUGGUGACUGAGUGUGUUCCCUUGGAAAACACUUCUGAGAGCAGCAAGAAGAGAAAGAGAGCCAGCCUGCCUCCUCCAGAAGGUAUCUGUAACAUAACAAUGGACUCCAACUCAAUGACGAUGCCCAUGUCAGACCCCAACCCCUGGGCAACAGCCAUGAACAACUUGGGGAUGCCUCCAAUGGGAAUGACUGGACAGCCACUCAUGCCAGAUUUUGACCCAAACCUUAGCAUGAUGGCUGGAAUUACCCCCAUGAACCCGAUGAUGCCCGGCCUCGGUAUGGUGCCUCCGCCCGUCUCCCAGGACGUACCAGUUGUAAAGGAGAUCAUCCACUGCAAGAGCUGCACCCUGUUUCCCCCCAACCCCAGGAUGGAGAUGUUUCAUUAUGAUGAUUUUUGCAGUAACCAUCCUGCUGAUUUUCCAUCUUUAGAGUACCUUCCUCCUCCAGCCACAAGAGAGCGCCCUCCAGGAUGUAAGACAGUGUUUGUUGGUGGUCUGCCAGAGAACGCCACAGAGCAGAUCAUCAUGGAGGUCUUCGGACAGUGCGGUGAUAUCACAGCUAUACGCAAAAGCAAGAAAAAUUUCUGCCAUAUCAGAUUUGCCGAGGAGUUCACCGUGGAUAAGGCUCUUUUCCUGUCUGGUUAUCGAAUCCGUUUGGGUUCCAGCACAGACAAAAAAGACACUGGUCGACUUCACGUGGACUUUGCCCAGGCCAGGGACGACCUGUAUGAAUGGGAGUGUCGCCAGCGCAUGUUAGCCAGAGAGGAGCGUCACCGGCGCAAGAUGGAGGAAGAUCGCCUCCGGCCACCAUCCCCUCCGCCAAUUGUCCACUACUCUGAACAUGAGUGCAGCCAGCUGGGGGACAAGAUCAAAGAUGACGGCAAAUUUCCAGAAGCGGUGCGUGUGCUGUUUACCUGGCUGGAACGAGGCGAAGUCAACCGCAGAAACGCAAACAACUUCUACUCCAUGAUUCAGUCCUCCAACAGCCACAUCCGCCGGCUGAUGAGCGAGAAGAGUCAGCAUGAGAAGGAGAUGGAAGAGGCCAAAGACAAGUUCAAAACUGCUCUGGCUGGCAUACUCGCACAAUUUGAACAGAUUGUGUCUGUAUUCCAAGCUGCUUCCAAACAAAAGGCAUGGGACCAUUUCUCCAAAGCUCAGCGCAAGAACCUGGACAUGUGGCGCAAACAAGCAGAGGAGAUCAGAAAUAUGCACAAUGAGCAGCUGAUGGGCAUCAGACGAGAAGAAGAGAUGGAGAUGUCUGAUGAUGAUAUGGAGGAUGCCCCUGACAGCAAGGACUCAGAGGAUUCAGGUGUUUCUCAAGCAGAGGCCUUAAAGGAGGAGAACGACUCCCUUCGCUGCCAGCUGGACGCCUACAGGAAUGAAGUGGAGCUGCUCAAACAGGAACAAGGCAAGAACCAACCAAUCAGAAGCGAGGAGGACAGCACUCACUCACAGCAGCUCAGCUUCCUGCAGCAGGCUCUGCAAGGCAUGCAGAAGCAACUGUUAAAAAUGAGGGAAGAACUGAAGCAACGGGAGGCUGAACUGGAGAAGAGUUUGGAGGACAAACAGCAGCUGAAGACACAAGUCCAGAAUCUGAAGGAAGGUCUUCAAAAAUUGCAAAACACACAAAUUCAGCUGGAGACCUCGAAACAAGACGACAGAGGCAGCGAGGAGAGCAUCAAUCUAACUGGCGAAGCCACAAUGUCAACGGUGGUGUCCUGCAGUCAGGAGAAGGAAGGUCCCACAGAGAAGAGUCAACCAAGUCCCAUCCACUCUGAGAGGGAAGCUCUGCUAGUUGGAAUCAUUUCAACCUUCCUGCAUGUCCAUCCGUUUGGAGCCAGCAUCGAGUACAUCUGUUCCUACCUGCAGCGCUUAGACGCCAAGAUCAAUCCCAGUGAGGUGGAGGCUCUUCUUUCUCGGCUACCCUGCACCUUUAGACAGGAGCUGACUGGUGUCGGAGCCAGUUUGGAGAAACGCUGGAACUUCUGUGGCUUCCAGGGCAUCAAGAGCACAUAGACUCUGCUGCUGACACUUCUGGGACGUGGAAGAGAGCGACAGGCAGACAAGGCAACAGAGACUGUGUAGCAAUGUGAGAGACACAGUAUAAAGCCCACAACUAUCAAAGACUCGGGACUGUACCUGACUGUACAAGGACACAGAGAACUGAUCUCAGAUCAAAUGUGUUA
Melanotaenia boesemani (Boeseman's rainbowfish) is the source of this 2591-nucleotide messenger RNA. It is a transcript of the gene enox2, whose product is annotated as ecto-NOX disulfide-thiol exchanger 2. Gene Ontology annotation, molecular function: protein-disulfide reductase activity; RNA binding. Gene Ontology annotation, cellular component: plasma membrane; external side of plasma membrane. The record is from RefSeq and is a predicted model, not a curated record. Bases 505 to 2421 code for a protein of 638 amino acids. Gene Ontology annotation, biological process: ultradian rhythm. The transcript is spliced from 18 exons. Lineage: Eukaryota; Metazoa; Chordata; Actinopteri; Atheriniformes; Melanotaeniidae.